Messenger RNA from Triticum urartu, 2667 nucleotides. Its product is annotated as chlorophyll a-b binding protein 3C, chloroplastic. Gene Ontology annotation, cellular component: membrane. Gene Ontology annotation, biological process: photosynthesis, light harvesting. Lineage: Eukaryota; Viridiplantae; Streptophyta; Magnoliopsida; Poales; Poaceae. The record is from RefSeq and is a predicted model, not a curated record.
AGUAAAAAAAAACAAAUUACUGGCGCACUUUGUCGCCGGUGCGCCAUUAGUUCUAACUACUAAUGGCGCACUUUACCAGGAUGCGUCAUUAGUAUGUUUGAAAAAAUGGAAAUUUUUUUUUGUUACUAGUGGCGCACCUUUUGUCUGGUGCGCCAUUAGUGUCUUCCACACUAAUGACGCACCUCCACCUGGUGUACCAUUAGUAUAUAGUAGUGGCGCACCACAUCUCUGGUGCGCCAUUAGUGUCAAUCCUAUCUUUAGCCCUUUUCCUAGUAGUGUGAUCCCGAGACCUUCGCGAAGAACCGUGAGCUGGAGGUGAUCCACUGCCGAUGGGCCAUGCUUGGUGCCCUAGGUUGUGUCUUCCCUGAGUUGCUCGCCCGCAAUGGCGUUAAGUUUGGCGAGGCUGUUUGGUUCAAGGCUGGCUCCCAAAUCUUCAGCGAGGGUGGCCUCGACUAUCUUGGCAACCCCAGCCUCGUCCACGCGCAAAGCAUCCUAGCCAUUUGGGCUUGCCAAGUUGUGCUCAUGGGCACUGUCGAGGGGUUUCGCAUUGCCGGUGGCCCACUCGGCGAGAUUGUUGACCCGCUUUACCCUGGAGGCAGCUUUGACCCGCUUGGCCUAGCUGACGACCCCGAGGCAUUCACAGAGCUUAAGGUGAAGGAGAUCAAGAACGGUCGCCUUGCCAUGUUCUCCAUGUUUGGCUCCUUUGUGCAGGCCAUUGUCACCGGCAAGGGCCCGCUAGAGAACCUCGCUGACCAUAUCAUUGAUCCUGCCAACAACAAUGCCUGGGCAUUUGCCACCAACUUUGUGCCUGGCAAGUAAGGCACGUACUAGAGCUGAGUUGUGAGCUGGCGAGGUGCUCUGAUUUGUACUACCAUCAUGUAAACUAGGGGUUGGGGCGCCACCUUGUGGCGCCUCCUCAAAGGAAGUUGGGGCGGUGCCAAGUUGGCAGUCGCUCAUUCCAGUUGCUUUUUUGCAAUCUUCAUAAACACAUGAAAAUGGCAUGUUACAAGAAGCCACACUAUAAAUUUUGGAAGAGCUAAAUAAAUGACACUCAAAUACAAUGAGAUUAGAACAUCUUCGUCGAGCUUCGAUCGUUCAUUGCAAUUUAUUAAAGAAAAAACAGGACACUGAUCAUAACAAAAACUAAAAACCAAAGAAAAAAUAGGACAUAGAUUAAGGUUGAUGACGCCCGCGCCCGAGCCGCCAGCCUCGUCGUUGUUGGCGGCCAACGCCAACCCGCGGAGCACGGCAAUACAACAAUACAUAGUCAUUCAAAUAACCGCAAAAUGAGAUAAACUGAGGGUACCUAUGUGAUUUCCUGGAAUUGAUCCCUAGAAAUAUCCAAUUGAAUUGCUUGGGGAAAGCAACAAGCUGCAGUACUAGAGGUUACAUAAGCGAUUCGAUAGACGAUAAUGGCUCAGGUUAUUCAUGAUUUUAGAUGGUGAAAAACAGAGCAUAGGUAGAUCUUGAUAGCACGGGAAACAUUAAGGCAACUCCAAUAACAAUGCAUAAAUUAGCUUCAGUACUAACACGAUGCUUUUGGAUAUAAGUACUCAACCACAAAUUCUAUGAUACUUGGCAAACUAUGAAAUCAUGUGUAACAAUAGUAUACAACGAUGUAUUUAUAGUGACAGAAAAUAGUGCCAUCAACAAGAUAUCUGCAGAAGUGGAAUCCACACCACAUUGGUCAUCUGCACUACCACUUUACAGAAAAUAAGGGUUUGUCAUAUACGUACAUCACCAUGUAAUCUCCAUCUGUUUGUCUGAAAGAAAUAUGAAAAUUAAACCCUCUCACCCAAUCGUUGUACUACAUAAAUCAUGCCCAGUGCCAUGCUUGCACCUUUAUUCCUGGAGUAUUUGCAGCUGGUGAGUCUAUUUUUUUCUUUCUUUUGAUUUACAGCUAUUGGCAUGAAUUGACACGUGCAAUUGGUCCUAGCAGGCUAGCACUAACAAUAAUUGAACCUGUCAAUUGGCUGAUUAAAUAAGCUUCCUCUGAUUUCUAUAGACGCAGUUGCAACAGUUAGCUGCAGCAACUGUAUCUUUCUUUUGCAGGUGGGGCAUGUGUUCGGACUGAGUUAUACAAUUAUUAAAUCAGCUUAAUUGUUUAAACAAUUUGCUCAUGUUUUGUUAAUAGUUGUCAACUAAAAGAGGAUCUACCUUUUCUAAUGGUCGCCCGAUAAAAGAGGAUCCAGACCCUCACGAGUUUCCAUUGUACAAAAUUAUUCUUUGCUAACAAUAAUUUUGCUAAGUUGCUCUCUACAUCUUGGUGUUAUUAGUCUAAAUAUUCUGAUUCCAAAGGAUGGUUCCUAACAACAGAUCUUUUAAUAAAUUUUAAACAACAGUAUCUUGUUAAUUUUGGUUCUGUCUAGGAUGAUGAAAUUCAAUUUUGUUCUACUAUAGAUUAGUUAAAAAAAGAAAACAAAAAAAUCCCAAAAAAAUCGACAACCGGAAAACAUUGAAUACUGAAAGAAAAGGCAGAAGAAAAAAAACAAAAGCAGGGUUGUGGUUUCACGGUUUUUUACGCACAAAUUGUGUCUUAUUCAUUUUUCGAGGUGGUAAGACUGUGCUUCUCGUAGAAGCUCAUGGUUGUGUCUUUUUCUCAUCGAACAUAUCUGUGUUUAUCGUACAAGCACAUAUUUGCUUCUAGUGGAGGCACACUUGUGCUUU